CUUAUUUAUUAUAUCUAGGUAUUUAUAUUGAUAUUUUGAAAAAUAAAUAUUUAAAUAUUUAAUACCUAAAAAAAAUAGUUGUCGCAUCGACGAACCGGAGCGAUUAACAUAAAUACGUUUUCAUAUUCAAUCAAGUUUUUUUAUACUUUAACAUAAAAUCGGGUACGGAUGAACGGAGGGAUAAAAACGUUUUUUUUUUCUACGAAAAUGUAAAUGCGCUAAAAAAUUUUGUGCCAGUUUCUGAAUAAUAAAUAUUCUUUUUUUGAAUGAAGAAAUAAUAAUUCAACAACAUAAUGAAAUUACAAAAUACAAUAAUAAACAUAACUUUGUACAAAGUUGCGGAUGCCACGUGACUUUAAAGGAAUACGCAUGAAGUCACGUUGAUUGCAACGUUAUAUGCGCUAUAAUUACCAAGGUAUACGUAUUUUACUAUAGGUACCUUGAGUUUGUAAGUGUUGAGAAGUACUGGAAAUACUUAUUUAUUACAAAUUUGAAAAGUGAAAAAUGGAAGAACAAUUUAAGGAAAAACACACCAUUCAUUGGUUCAGGCGUGGAUUGAGACUUCAUGAUAACCCAGCUUUGCGAGAAGGCUUAAAAAACGCCAAAACCUUUCGUUGUAUAUUCAUAAUUGAUCCAUGGUUUGCUGGUACAUCAAAUGUUGGAAUAAAUAAAUGGAGAUUUCUUCUUCAAUGCCUUGAAGACCUUGAUUCAAAUUUGCGGAGGCUUAACUCUCGUUUAUUUGUGAUACGCGGUCAACCUGCUGAUACACUUCCAAAGCUUUUUAAGGAGUGGUCAACUACUUGCCUUACAUUUGAAGAAGACCCUGAACCUUUUGGACGUGUAAGAGAUCACAACAUAACGGAAAUAUGUAAAGAGCAAUCUGUAGAAGUGAUAACAGCAGUGUCACAUACAUUAUAUAAAUUGGAAAAAAUAAUUGAAAAAAAUGGAGGAAAAGCACCUUUUACAUAUCAUCAAUUUCAAGCUGUAAUCGCUUCUUUAGAGUCUCCUCCACCAGCUGAACCUUCGAUCUCCCUAGAGACACUAAAUCAUGCUGGAACUCCCGUUGAUGAUGACCAUGAUGAAAAAUACGGAGUACCUUCUUUAGAAGAAUUAGGAUUUGAUGUUAACGGACUGAAACCAGCCGUUUGGAUAGGAGGAGAAACCGAAGCUCUAGCACGUUUAGAACGCCAUUUAGAACGAAAAGCUUGGGUUGCUUCGUUUGGAAGACCUAAAAUGACACCUCAAUCACUUUUAGCUAGUCAAACUGGAUUGUCUCCAUAUUUACGCUUUGGUUGUUUGAGUACAAGACUUUUCUAUUAUCAAUUAACAGACCUCUAUCAAAAAAUUAAGAAAACUACUCCACCAUUAUCUCUUCAUGGACAAUUACUUUGGAGAGAAUUCUUUUAUUGUGCUGCAACAAAAAAUCCUAAUUUCGAUAAAAUGGUUGGGAAUCCCAUUUGUGUUCAAAUGUGUUGGGAUAAAAAUCCCGAGGCACUUGCAAAAUGGGCAAACGGUCAAACAGGAUUUCCUUGGAUAGACGCAAUAAUGCGGCAACUUCGAGACGAGGGUUGGAUUCAUCAUCUUUCAAGACAUGCUGUUGCAUGUUUUUUAACACGGGGAGAUUUAUGGAUAUCAUGGGAAGAAGGCAUGAAGGUUUUUGAAGAGCUUCUUUUAGAUGCUGAUUGGUCUGUAAACGCAGGCAUGUGGAUGUGGCUUUCAUGCUCAUCAUUUUUUCAACAAUUCUUUCACUGCUAUUGUCCAGUCAAAUUCGGUAGAAAAGCAGAUCCAAAUGGUGAUUUCAUUCGAAGAUAUAUUCCUCCAUUAAAAAACUUUCCCACGCGAUAUAUUCAUGAGCCGAAACUGGCACCAGAGACUGUACAGCGUGCUGCGAAAUGCAUAGUCGGUAAAGAUUAUCCAUUACCUAUGAUUGAUCAUUUGAAAGCCAGUCGAAUAAAUAUGGAACGUAUCAAGCAAGUGUACCAACAAUUAACAAAAUAUCGGGGAUCAGAACUUGAAAAUGACAAAAUUAAUUUUCAAUUGGUUAAUAUGCUUAAAGCUGCUAAAUCUCAUUCAGGGAUCCCCACAUCCACUCCAAGUCCUACUACAUUACUUACAACUGUCAACAAUUCUGGUGAUUAUUUAUGUCGUACUCAAAUAAUACCUAGUUCACCUAACAUAACAUACCACAAGACAAAUAAAUCUUUUGAAUGUCGUGCUGAGCUUUUGGGAAAUUGCGAGCGUAUAGAAGUAGAAAAAAAAAAUAUUGUUCAGACCUCUGAUGGUAAUACAACAGAACACCAAAUUAUCCCAUUUGUUAAAAUAACACAAAGUUCUAAUAGUGAAACUCAAUGAAUAAGCUAUAAAUUAAGAUUUAAAAAAAACAA
Messenger RNA from Culicoides brevitarsis, 2384 nucleotides. RefSeq names its product cryptochrome-1-like. Gene Ontology annotation, molecular function: FAD binding; DNA binding. Gene Ontology annotation, cellular component: nucleus; cytoplasm. The transcript has 9 exons. The record is from RefSeq and is a predicted model, not a curated record. NCBI's taxonomy places the organism in Eukaryota, Metazoa, Arthropoda, Insecta, Diptera, Ceratopogonidae. Bases 505 to 2352 code for a protein of 615 amino acids. Gene Ontology annotation, biological process: entrainment of circadian clock by photoperiod; circadian regulation of gene expression; negative regulation of DNA-templated transcription.